Messenger RNA from Xylaria bambusicola, 1760 nucleotides. RefSeq names its product ATP-NAD kinase-like domain-containing protein. Lineage: Eukaryota; Fungi; Ascomycota; Sordariomycetes; Xylariales; Xylariaceae. The coding region runs from base 169 to 1557 and encodes 462 amino acids. Gene Ontology annotation, biological process: sphingosine biosynthetic process. The record is from RefSeq and is a predicted model, not a curated record. The transcript has a single exon. Gene Ontology annotation, cellular component: cytoplasm; intracellular membrane-bounded organelle; membrane.
AGCCUGCCUUAUGAUACCGUGCCAUUCUCAUUCCUGCUGUUCAUUUUUUAUUUUUUCUUUUUUCCUAGCCUUACCUAUAUAAAAAGGAGACAUAGAAGUGUGUGAAAUCAGACCUGUCCUAGAGCUUGACAUUCGUACCGGAAAAGCCGGACAUUGCCGACGGUCAAAAUGGCAGCAGAUAAUACAACCGGUGCAGAUAUCGCCCAGCUUCCCAGCCCUGAGCAGAUUAUCUGCAUCUUGAAGAAAGAAGGAGUGGCGAAGGAUACGUACGAAAUAUUCUCGUUCGAGCAGAAGGAGCAAGACGGAAAAUCCUCAUUUACGCUACAUCGCUCAUCUCAUGUUAAAGGCGAGGAUGACAAGGCCUUACAAACCCUCAUCGACGAUUUUCAGGUUGCCGGUGCGCCCGCACACUUACAGUCGGGCCCACAGCGCCGCGUCCACGUCGUUGUGUCCGUACGCUCGGGCACCGGGCUUAGCGCGCAGUUCUACGAGAAUGUCCUUGCGCCAUUACUUGAGGCGCUCGGCCUCUCGGCCUCAGGAGAAGAUCCAGGGCAGAAAGCAUCUUAUCACCUACUCGUCACGCAAGAUGCAGAAAGCGUGAAAAACUUCGCCAAGGACCUCGCAGUCCGGGACCGAGCCGAGACAGGUGUCGAGCACACGGUCGUACUGCUCAGCGGCGAUGGCGGCGUGAUAGACAUGUUGAACGGCUAUGCGUCAGAGAGCGCCGAUAUAACCUCUUCGAGUCCGCCGCUCAUCGCCAUUCUACCCCUAGGCACAGGCAACGCACUAUUCAAUUCGCUGCACAAGAAGGCAACAACACCAGCAUCCUCGGAUCUCGUGCAGGGACUGCGCACGUUGCUCCGCGGAACAGCUGCCCCGCUUCCCUCCUUUAAAGCCGUAUUCCCAACAGGCUCGCGCACAAUCACAUAUUCGGAGACUGGGGACAACUCUACGACGGCUUCGACUCCUAGUCUCGGGGAACAGGCUGAGUACAUAACGCAUCUCUACGGUGUGGUGGUCGCGAGCUAUGGCUUCCACAGCCAGUUAGUCUGGGAAAGCGAUACGCCAGAGUACCGUAAGCACGGCGCAAAGCGAUUCCAGAUGGUCGCGGAGGAGCUGUUGAAGGAAAGUCACGCGUACCGUGCUACCGUGGAGAUCGCCCAAUCGUCUCCCGCUACGGGCGGAGGAAAAAUGAUGAAGAAAUUGGAUCGCGACCUGCACGCCUACAUCCUCGCGACGACCGUCUCGAACCUCGAGAAGACGUUCUGCAUCUCCCCCGCCAGCCAGCCUCUGGACGGGCAGUUGCGGCUCGUGCACUUCGGUCCCGCGGACGGGAAGAAGACGAUGGACAUCAUGAUGGCUGCUUACGAUGGCGGGAAGCAUAUCGGCAUGGACGGGGUGGGAUAUGAGGAGAUGGACGAGAUCAGGAUCACGACGCACGAAGAGGACGCGCGGUGGCGGAAGGUGUGCAUCGACGGGACUAUCGUCGAGAUCCCUGCCGGUGGAUGCAUGGUCGUUGAGAAGGAGGCGAGACGGCACUUGGGAGUGCUCGUAUAAGCCGACGGCACAGAGAAUUUCCUUGGUUUUAUAUAUACUUCCAGCUACUAGCUGGAGAUCCUAGAGUUUUUCACUUGAAAGCAAGCAUCGAACAUGGGAGCUUUGACCUAUUAUCUCUCGUUUCCACGCCCUUACCCCUUUGGCUACUGUGAGAUUGAAUUACAGACCUCCGUAAUACUACUUUAGAAUUAGAAAUUAGGCUU